Molecule: messenger RNA, 1200 nt
Organism: Prunus dulcis (almond)
Lineage: Eukaryota; Viridiplantae; Streptophyta; Magnoliopsida; Rosales; Rosaceae
Product: triacylglycerol lipase 2-like
Exons: 11
Coding region: 1-1200 (399 amino acids)
Biological process (GO): lipid metabolic process
Molecular function (GO): hydrolase activity, acting on ester bonds
Source: RefSeq, a predicted model, not a curated record
AUGGAAAAUCCUCCAACCAUUCUACUUGUUUUGGCUCUACUUUGUGUUUCAGUGGUUGCAGCAACAAGAACUAAGCUGCAGUCAAUCAACAAUCUGGACGUUGUUGGUAUUUGCAAAUCAAUGGUGGAGACACAAGGCUAUACUUGCCAAGAACAUCAAGUAACGACAGCAGAUGGUUACAUCCUUGGCUUGCAGAGAAUUCCGAAGGGACGGUCUGGUAAUGAGAUAGCAGACAGGCGGCCUGUUCUGUUACAACAUGGGCUCUUAAUGGAUGCUUCAGCAUGGCUACUCAAUCCACCGGAUCAAUCUUUGGCAUUUAUCUUGGCAGAUAAUGGUUUUGAUGUAUGGCUUGCCAACUCUCGCGGGACAAACUCUAGCCGCGGACACCCAUCACUUAGUCCUGAUGAUGAUCUGGCUUACUGGGACUGGUCAUGGGAUGAAUUGGCAUCUCAUGAUCUUCCGGCUUUCUUCCAGUAUGUGAACAAUCAAACAGGACAGAAAUUACACUAUGUUGGGCAUUCCUUGGGAACUUUGACUGCCCUUGCCGCCUUCUCCCAAGAAAAGCUGUUAAACUUGCUAAGAUCAGCUGCUUUGCUUAGUCCGGUGGCUUAUCUGGGUCAGAUGUCCUCACUGUUUGUAAGAAUCCUAAUGGACGUAUUUUUAGCAGAGAAACUGAAAUUGUUGGGUUUACAAGAAUUCCCAAACGGGCAGACACAACAACUUGUGGAGUUUAUCUGCACACUACCUGGCAUUGACUGCUCCAACUUAUUGGCAACUAUAACAGGCCCAAAUUGCUGCCUCAGUUCUUCAAGCAAAGGUGCUUUAUUUAAGCAUUUCCCCGAGCCCACUGCGACAAAGAACUUUAUACAUCUGUCUCAGAUGGUCAGAAGGGGAACGAUCAAAAUGUACGAUUAUGAUCUUGAAGACACAAACAUGGAACACUACAAGCAGCCUUCUCCUCCUGCGUACAACAUGACAAACAUUCCGAAAAACGUUCCUCUUUUCCUCAGCUACGGAUUGAGAGAUAAACUUUCUGAUGCUAAUGAUGUGGGGCUUUUGCUUGACAACCUCAAAGAUCAUGACAAGGACAAGCUUGUGGUACAGUGCAGAGAGGAGUAUGCUCAUAUGGAUUUUAUUAUAAGUAUGAAUGCCAAUCAACUUGUGUAUGAUCCUCUAAUGGCCUUCUUCAGGCUCCAUUGA